Messenger RNA from Lepus europaeus (European hare), 6206 nucleotides. Its product is annotated as zinc finger protein 260-like. The record is from RefSeq and is a predicted model, not a curated record. The coding region runs from base 631 to 2730 and encodes 699 amino acids. Gene Ontology annotation, biological process: negative regulation of transcription by RNA polymerase II; regulation of immune system process; regulation of cytokine production. NCBI's taxonomy places the organism in Eukaryota, Metazoa, Chordata, Mammalia, Lagomorpha, Leporidae. The transcript has 6 exons.
GCAACUGAAACAAGGAGUCUGCGGGCUGCUCGCCUCUGGCGCGCUUUCACCCGCCUCCCGGGGUCUGUGUGGUGACUCCGUGCCUCUUGCCCCCACCGUGCUCCUCCUUUAAGAACGAAACCACAGCAACAGGUGAGGACGUGAACCAGCAGCCUUUGUCACAGGAUCCCAGCAGGAUGAGUGACAGGGAGGCGGGAGGCGGCUGAGGAGGUGAGGUCAUCAGAGAGGGUCCUCACCCCGGUGGGGACGUCCCAAGAAGAUGACGCAGCUUCAGCGCUGAGCCCCAGCCCCGGCCCGCCAUCUGCGCACGGAGCGCAAGCCCCAGUGACCGCUCCUGCAGGGGCCGUUCUGAUUGGCUGAGUCUCCGCCACCUCGCGCGCGCACUGGCUGUGUGCGGGGUCCUGGCAACAGCGCGCCAACCGCUCUGUUCUCCGCGGCAGCCAUUCUCUGCUUCCCAGCCCCGGCCCCUAGCGGCCCGGGAGGCUCAGUCCUUGCUGCUCGGUGAACUUCCCUCUCUCCACGAAUCCUCAGGAGGACACCCACAGCCUCAGAGACGGAGAAUGGGAUAAUUCUACGGACUGCUUCAUGUUUCCAAAAGCAAAGAAAAUGAAUACACCUUCAGUCAUAUAGAUGAUACAGAGGACGUGGUUUACUACCAACCUGGAAAGAAACACUCAGCAUUCUAUCAUGGUGUUGGUGUCAUUUGAAGACCUGGCUGUGGACUUCACCCAGGAGGAGUGGCAGGACCUAGACAAUGCUCAGAGGACCCUAUAUAAGGAUGUGAUGCUGGAGACCUACAGCAGCCUGCUAUCCUUGGGGCACUGCGUUAUCAAACCAGACUUGAUCUACAAAUUGGAGCAAGGAGCAGAGCCAUGGAUAGUGGAAAAACCCCUAAACCAUAGCCUCCCAGUUGUCCAGGAAAUGAGUGACCUGAUUGAGUCCAACCAGGAAAGGCAAGACAUAAAUUUGGGACAAAUUGCAAUCAGAAAAAACACAUCAACUCAAGAGAGACUCGAAUUAAGAAAAACAGUUAAUUUAAGCUCAAGCCAUAUUCCAAAACUAAUUACAAAAAUAAAUUGUUCAGGAAGGAAAACUGAAGCGAGCAGUGCAUUUCAGAAUAUGCAUUUCACUAGUGGGCUGGAUGAGAUGCAAGUACAAGAGAAAUCUGAUGGCUGUAAUACACCUGGGACAGCCCUCUCACACUGGGAGCAACUUAGACAGCAUCACGAGAUUCAGACUGUGCAGAAGCCUUUUGAACAGAGUGGACAAUGGAAAGCCUUCAAUAGGAAGACGCUGUUGUUUGCAUGUGAAGAGGCUUAUGGAGGAAAGACCACACAGAUAGAAAAUAAAGCUAUCCAUGAAAAUUCUAAUGUCACUGAACAACAGCAAUCACAUAUGGAAGAGAAACCAUAUGAAUAUGUUGAGGAAACUCUCACUUACUUGUCAGAUCUUACAAUAAGUCAGAGACCACAAGUAGGGAGAAGACCCUAUGAAAGUAAAUGCCACCAGGAAUCUUUCAAUUGUAAAUUAUGCCUUACCAUCCAUCAUAGAACUCAAGUAGGGGAAAAGUCCUGUGGGUAUAACGAAUGUGGAAAAGUCAAUUGUCAACACUCAGACUUAGUUAGAAAUCAAAGAAUUCAGACAGAUGAGAAAUCUUAUGAAUGUGGAAAAAUCUUUGACCAGAAGUUAGGCCUCAUUAAGCAUCAGAAAAUUCAUACAAGGGAGAAAGCCUAUGAAUGUGAUGAAUGCGGAAAAGCCUUUCACCUGAAGUCACACCUCAUUAGACAUCAGAGAAUACACACAGGGAGAAAACCUUAUGAGUGUGAUGAAUGUGGAAAAGCCUUUCGCCAGCGGCCACACCUCAUUACCCAUCAGAGAAUACACACAGGGGGGAAACCUUAUGAAUGUGAUGAAUGUGGAAAAGCCUUUCGCCAGACAUCGAACCUUGUUACCCAUCAGAGAAUACACACAGGGUGGAAACCUUACGAAUGUGAUGAGUGUGGAAAAGCCUUUCGUCAGAAGUCAAGUCUCAUCACACAUCAGAGAAUACACACAGGUGGGAAACCUUAUGAAUGUGAUGAGUGUGGAGAAGCAUUUCGUCAGAAGUCACAUCUCAUUACACAUCAGAGAAUGCACACAGGCGGAAAACGCUAUGAAUGUAAUGAUUGUGAAAAAACAUUUUCCUGGAAUUCAAGCCUCAUUAUACAUCAGAGGAUUCACACAGGGGAGAAACCUUAUGAAUGCAAUGAAUGUGAAAAAGCCUAUCACUGGAAAUCAGACCUCAUUACACAUCAGAGGAUUCACACAGGGGAGAGGCCUUAUGAAUGUAAUAAAUGUGGGAAAACCUUUCAUCAUAAGUCAUCCUUCAUUAAACAUCAGAGGAUUCAUACAGGGGAUAAACCUUAUGAAUGCAAUAAAUGUGGAAAAGCCUUUCACCAGAAGUCAGACCUCAUUAAACAUCAGCGUAUUCACACAGGAGAGAAACCUUAUGUAUGUAUUAUAUGUGGAAAAGCCUUUUCCCGGAAGUCAGACCUUGUUAAACAUCAAAAGAUUCAUACAGGGGAGAAGCCUUUUGUAUGUAAUACAUGUGGAAAAGCCUUUUGCCAUAAGUCAUACCUCAGUUUACAUCAGAGAGUUCAUACAGGGGAGAAACCUUAUGCAUGUAAUGAAUGUGGAAGAACAUUUUCCCAGAAGUCAAGCCUCAAUAAGCAUCAUAGAAUUCACACAUAAGAGGAACCUAUUUAAUGCAAUGAAUGUGAGAAAACCUUAGGGCAUAAGUUAGGUCUUAACAGACAUUAUAGGGCUCAUACAGAGAAAAAAAAAUACCUAUCAACAUAAAUGCGGAAGCUCAUUUUGUUAGAACCCUGACUUCAGCACAAAGAUCUCGCAGAUGACAAAGCAUGUAUAUGUGGACAAACUUUCUACCAUAAAUCUCUCACUGUCUACCAAAGAACUCAGAAAGACCUUAUAAAUGCAAUGGAAGUGGAAUCACCUUUAACUAUAAAUGCAAGCUUCAACAAGCAUCAGCAAAAUUUUACUGAAUAAAAACUGAUAGCAUAGGGUAUGUGGGAAAACCCUUUCUGGAAGUCACACAUCAGCAGGGUUUAGGGAAUUCACAUGAGGGGGUAAUCCUGUAUGACAGAGAUGGGCUAUGUGUUAUUUUCUUCUCUUUGAUACACAAUCUGCAUUUUUUUUCCCUCACUUUUUUGUAAGACAAAUUCUGCUUUCACAUGUGAAUUUUGUUAACAAAUAUUCAGUCUAACAUUCAGUUAUCUGAAAUACCAUCUGUAUCACUUAUAAAGUAUUGUUUGGUGUAGCUUUUUUUUUUUUGUCUAUGAUUUCUGCACAUUAUUCCAACCAGGGGUGUGGCCAGACACAUCUGGCUCAUCUUCCUUCCAUAGCGCUGUACCCCCAGGCCUGGAUGAUAAUUGUUUUAUUCAGGUUAGAGAUUAAUCUCUGGUGGCUUAUGAGAAUCACAUACUUGUCUGUAUGUAUGUUUGAAUUUACCCACACUGCUAGAGGAAUAAUUUAUAGGGUGAAGAGGAAUGUGAGCAAAGUGCUCUAGUGGCCUAAAAUCCAAGUUGUCUUCCUGAGAUUGAGUCUCUGGCAGUGUUUACUUUUGCUUUGUUUCUUGUAUUGCUUUUCUCCCACUUUGUUGUGAGUUAUUCCUGACUUUUUUUUAUUUACCUGGCACAGUUCUGACCCAUUUUAUUCCAUUGAGCAAUUUGGAGAUGAUAUAGGCAGGUAGCUAGUGAGCACUAGGAAUGGACAGUAAGCAGCAUCUGGAUCACACCCAAUACACUACCCAAACCCUGCUCCUGUAUACCCAAACCCUGCUCCUGUGUAGAUGCUGCUGUUUUGUCAGCUACGAGUAUGUGUGGCUGCAUACUCAGUACACCUAAUACUCAUAAGGCAACUAAGCUUCACCUCUUAUGUACUGGAUGCCAUGAUGUUUUCUGGAUCUCUGCCUGGGCACUGCAGGUACAUGUGAAAAUGAUGCUAUGAAGUUAACCAUCUUUGUUGUUUCAUUGAAGCAUCUGAGAGUUCUCAUAUUUUAAAAAAAAUAGCAUGGAUUGGGUUGUAAUCAAGUCAAAUCCCACUCACAAUAUUUGAAUAUUUAUUUAGGUACCAGUACAACCCCUUUCUAAAAAGAAUAACUCAAAAUCUUGUUCAUUGCAGCACUUGUUUUCUCCCGAGAUUUUUCACACAAGCCAUCAUAGUAUGUACUGUCCCUUUAAAUGAAUCUUGCUCUUCUGUUCCCCUUUAUCUACCUCUAUAUUGUUAUGACAUUGUUAUAGCUUUACAUUGAUUUUAGUAUUAUUUGUUUCUCUACCCCCCUCCCAAGGUAUCCCUCAGUUUUAUAAGUUAAAUAAACACAAGUUUAAGUGUUUACUUCUCUUACUCAUCCACAAUGUGCUUUUAGGAUUCUGAUUGGAUUUAUAGUAAGAUCUCAGCUUGUAUCCACUCUAGACAGACAGUUCACUCGGGCAGCAUGGCUAUUCCUAGAUGAUUAUGCUACAAAUAUAAUGCUGGAUGCUCUAGCUACAAUGACUGCUUUUCAAAAUCCCUCCCUGAGGACAGUCCUGCAAGUCAUUCUGUCUGUCCAUUGCUACUCAUUGACAAGUGCUUGUUGGCCUUGGACCUGCUACCUGGGGAUCAUACAAGUGCCAUUCAUAACAUGCAAACCUCUAAUCCAAAGAUAAACAUUUAAAACCAGAUAAAUGCUUAUGUGCAUUUUAUUGAAAAAAUAGCCAAAAUAAUGGCAAAAUAGUUGUACUUGUUCAAGAAAGUGUUGACUUACGGUCAAAGCACUGUUAGAAGAAGUACAAUCUAUCAGGGUGAUGGAAUAAUGUGAAAUGCCUGCCUCCCAACUCAGCCUUACUAUGUAUAAUGUAAAAAUUAAGCAAUAUAAAGGAGCAAAUAGUAGGAGAUAUAGUCACCUCUUUUGGGUUUGGAAUGUGAAGAAGGAAUAGAAAUAGAGGUAAAACAAAAAGGAAACAAAAGGAGUAAGUGCACAUGGAAGCCUCUGAGUUAUUUUAGGAGCCUUCAAAGCAAAAUGCCCUAAAUAUUGAUUUUCAUUGAUGUCUUCCACCAAGCCUGAAAAAUAACCAAGUAACAUUACCCAGUGCAAGAUAAAUUGAAUUUGGAGUUAAAGCAUCCCAUGGGAGUUUGCCAAACCCAGCUCCUGGACAUCACAAAAGAGUUUCAGGACUAUCGAGUCUGCAGACUUCUUGCUGUUCCAUCCCUGGAGCUGCUUUCCAACACAGGAGCCUUCUACAUCCUGUGGUAACUCCACUACUGGCCAUGUCGCAAACUGCAAAGAGUAUUAUCAGUUGAUGAAAACAUUUGGGUAUAGCUGGGAAUUUGUUCAUAGAGAAGGAGGUCACUGCACAUCCGUUUUCUGGUUCUAAGUUAUUGAGGCUGCAAGUACCAGGAAUGAGACAACAAAAAUUGCAUUAUGUGUGAAGGCAUAAGGCAGGCCUCUCAGAUCGUGUCCAGGUUGUAAGUCUGGUCUAUGUCCUGAUACAGAGCAAUUUCAAUUCCUGGAUGUCUGGGCAACCCAGCUGGUGCACAGAACGCCAGUUGGUAUGGGUAUUUGCUACCUGCUGUGAUGUGUACAGCUGCUUAUGGGGCUGGACUGAAGUUCUGGGCUACACAUACAACUUUUGUGUGGACCCUUUGUGAUAGAAGAUGGAAGAGAUUUUGCUGGCAUCAAAAUUGUGUGCUGGAUAUGAGUAGCCUGGUCAUUUGUCCCUGACCUAGGUUUCAGACUUCCCAGCACCCAUGAAACUCACUUUCUUGCAAGUACAGCAUAGUCCGCAUGCUCACGUUUCCUCAUCCAAAAGCCAAUCUUGCUUGGCAAGAGAUGUGUGAGCAGCAGCAAAUGGGUGAUGAUGGCUGGCCUCAUCCAACCAGGCUCAGUGCAGAGACCAUGUAAACACUGAAGGCUGAAUGGCUGUUACAAUAGCAUUCAAGUGUCCAGGGAAGGGACAGAAGUGAGCAGCAUGCUGUGCUCUCCAUGAGAGAACCUGAGAAUGGUUGAAUUCAGAGUCUGGAGCAUACUGAUGUACAGAAGGAUCACUUUCUACUUGCCACCAUCCCAGCUCCUGGUCUCCCAAGCAGGCAGUAAAGAACACCAUUUCUCUAUCCUUUUGCACUCAAUUCUAUUUUUUCAUGCUGUUUAUUUUGGCUGUCUUUUUCUAGUU